Molecule: messenger RNA, 1351 nt
Organism: Rhagoletis pomonella (apple maggot)
Lineage: Eukaryota; Metazoa; Arthropoda; Insecta; Diptera; Tephritidae
Product: tRNA dimethylallyltransferase-like
Biological process (GO): tRNA modification
Cellular component (GO): mitochondrion
Molecular function (GO): tRNA dimethylallyltransferase activity
Source: RefSeq, a predicted model, not a curated record
CCUUAACCCCAAAACAUGUUUAGAUCGAAAAUCUUUUAGCGCAGUCCAGAUGCCCGAUCGUGGUGGGCGGCACAAAUUACUACAUCGAAUCACUGCUGUGGGACAUAUUGGUUAGCCCGAAAGAUGCCAGCGAGCUUGACAGCAUAGACUAUAAGUCUUCCGCUUCGACUGCAGCGACUACAGAAUCGGAAGAUGCCAACGUGUCUGAAAAUGCAAAAAAUCCCUUAUUUCUGCCUGUUGCUGAGAUGAAUGCCAUGUCAUCGGAAUUGUUGCAUAACCAUUUACAGAAAAUCGAUCCGGACUCGGCAAAUCGCAUACAUCCCAACAAUAAAAGAAAAAUUACGCGCGCCAUUGAAGUGUAUCAACAGACGGGACAGACUUUAAGUGCAAAAUUACAAGCGCAACGUGAUCAGCCGGGAGGCAACCGACUCGGUGGUCCGCUAAGAUAUCCUCACACUAUAUUAUUUUGGCUGCGUUGUAAGCAGCAAAACCGACAACUCCACAGCGUACACCCGUGGCGUACUUCAAACAAUAGGCUUCAAAGAAUUUAUACCCUACUUGGAGCAGUUUGAUGCGGCAAAUGAUCAGAAAAUUGAAGAGUACUUACGCUUGAAUGCGUAUAAAAUGCCAACAGAAGAGCACUUCAAAGCACAAAAGCCGAGUUCAAUAAACGUAACACGGGUUACAGAGUCACAAAAACAAAAAGAAAACGAAUCAGCAACUUCAAGCCAAGCACAGCAUGAACUCGACAGAGUAGUUGAAUUAGAAUUGGGAUCAAAUACCACUGUACCUACAAAUAGAAGUCCAGCUUUACCUGCUGGUCUGGAUGUGCUAAACUCAUGUUUGAAUGAAUUGAAGUUGGUCACACGACGCUACUCUAAGAAGCAAAUUAAGUGGAUUAAUAAUCGGUUUUUGGGCAGUAAGGAUCGUCAAGUACCAGAUUUGUAUGAGCUCGAUACGAGUGAUGUAAAGCUCUGGCAAGCUGAAGUGUAUGCGCGUGCUGUGACGGUGAUCGAAAGCUAUCGAAGUGGGGUGGUUUGUGAGAUACAACCAAUGACGCGACGACAGCAUCCGGGUGCGGGACUCAAUGAGGAGAUCAGCAACUAUUGUAAACCCUGCCAACGACACUUCAUAGGCGAAUUCCAAUGGCAGCUGCAUUUAAAAUCCAAUAAGCAUAAGAAGCGAAGGGAGGCAAUCAGAAAGAAAGAAAAGGCGAAGGACUUGGGUACCAUCACUGGAGAUGUGAAGUCCUAAGCAUGUUUUUAUUAUACAUGGAUCAAACUUUAAUUAAAACCAAUGUCUUAAAACGAAAUAAAAAAGUUACAAAAACAUCUAAUGAAGAUGCUUAAAA